AUGACAACGAAUCCCAUUAUAGUGUUGGUGUCGGUGAAGACAUUGCGUCCGGAAGUGGAGGACUAUUGGCUGUCCAUACCAUCUGUGCUGAAGACCAUCGACGCUCUGAAGCUGUAUGUCAUGACCAAUGAGUCCAUCGACAGCUGCGCCGACGCCGACGACAUCGGUCUGUAUCUCAACAGUGGUUUACUUCGCGACAACACUGCCAUCGACGGUGUCCUCCGCGACAGGGAUCGCAUCGAAGUACGCGUCAAACCGGUGGCCACAGAGCCGUGGAUCAGCUCGUCUUCGGCCGCCACUAUUGAGCCGAUUAGCAUAACUGUCGAUGAAUCUGAUGACCCGUCCGUUGUCUGGACUCUUGAGAUGUCGCGCAUUCUGUCCGGCAUUACGUCCGCAGAGGAGUUGAGAGUUCAGUAUUCACACCGACGACAAGACGAGCGCUCAUCGGAUCCAAUCGGUGGCCAAACACAAGCCAAUAGUGAUCGCCAGCUAUCGACCCAUUCCUCCGCAUCUGUUGCCACCAAUUAUUCCGCGAUUCGGCCGAUAAGACAAUCGGCUAAAAAAGUGGUCAAAAAAGCGGUCAUUAGACGCGUAAGCGAUGGCAAAGUUGGUAACCAAUCAAAGGCCGGUAAAAACCAAAUAUCCAAUGAAAACUCAGUCCCAGAAGUCACUGGACAUGAAUCUCGCCGCUCAACCACUGGUCAGCGCAGUCGCAACCAAUUGAAGCCUCCACCGCCGUCCAAUCGGAAACGACUUAACGACAGUUUUUCGAGUCGCCAACCAAUGGCCACCGAUUGGCCGUCGCCACAGCUCUCGGCCACAACAUCUGCGGCCAAUCGUCCGGCAACAGGUGUCACACAAUCGGGCGGUAGAUGUCUGACAACAAGCAUUACAAUUGCAACCGAAGACCGGCCAAAGACCAGUUGGUCAGCGCCUGGUCUGAGCCGUAGACAACGGUGCGAAGCGCCCGGUUGUGGGUAUAGCAGCCAAAGUCGUGUGGCGUUUCAAUACCAUCAGCGUAUUCAUCGGCUUAAGCGCGACCUCUUCGGUGACCACUCAUCCAUAUUCGAAGACAUUGUGGCCAAACAUCACCUCAAAUCGGGUCCUAGUGUUUCGCCCGAAAUACCGUUGACUCGAUGCCCACACGAGAAUUAUCUGAUCCUCACUGAAGACCCCUUUGUUUUGAGUAAUUGA
Molecule: messenger RNA, 1194 nt
Organism: Medioppia subpectinata
Lineage: Eukaryota; Metazoa; Arthropoda; Arachnida; Sarcoptiformes; Oppiidae
Source: the annotation of a GenBank genome assembly